AUGGGGGAGGGAAAGUGUGUGGGGGAUAUAGAGGCAGAGAUCUGCAGUCUGUCCCGGCACAGGUCUGAGACCCCCAGGAGGAAGUGGACCACUCUUCGCUCCCCCUUCCAGCUGGUGCAGGAGACCCUGUUCCAUGACCCCUGGAAGCUCCUGGUGGCCACCAUCUUCCUCAACAAUGUGAAACCUCAGGACCAUAAACUGAACAAGUACCAUGCCUGGUUGUGGGAGAACCAUGGGAGGUUGGGAAUCUGAACUAUGAGGAACUGCAAUGUCACAUUUUAUCACAACCUGUUUUAUUAAUGGAAGAAUAUUCUAGUUAUU
Oncorhynchus tshawytscha (Chinook salmon) is the source of this 321-nucleotide messenger RNA. Its product is annotated as methyl-CpG-binding domain protein 4-like. The record is from RefSeq and is a predicted model, not a curated record. The coding region runs from base 1 to 252 and encodes 83 amino acids. Lineage: Eukaryota; Metazoa; Chordata; Actinopteri; Salmoniformes; Salmonidae. The transcript has 3 exons. Gene Ontology annotation, cellular component: nucleus. Gene Ontology annotation, molecular function: DNA binding.